This is a messenger RNA of Wyeomyia smithii (pitcher-plant mosquito), 1459 nucleotides long. RefSeq names its product mitochondrial dicarboxylate carrier (gene Dic1). The transcript is spliced from 5 exons. Gene Ontology annotation, biological process: phosphate ion transmembrane transport; oxaloacetate transport; thiosulfate transport. Lineage: Eukaryota; Metazoa; Arthropoda; Insecta; Diptera; Culicidae. Gene Ontology annotation, molecular function: succinate transmembrane transporter activity; malate transmembrane transporter activity; antiporter activity. The coding region runs from base 249 to 1115 and encodes 288 amino acids. The record is from RefSeq and is a predicted model, not a curated record.
UACACGAGAGAAGUGCGUCAAAUGGUCACUAGGUUUUCCUCUCCGGUUUUCCCGUUUGAGCGCUGUUAAAGUUAAAGUGUUUUGUGCCGCACAGCAGCGUGCUGUCAGUUUCUAAGCUUACGUCAUGCUUUACAUUCGUUCGGUUCCCAACUAGCCUACACGGACGGUGCACGACUAGCGGGUUUCCUCGAACUAAGCACCAGGUCAGGCCGGGUUAGUUGUCCCUUCCAGCACAAGCUUGCUCCAGAAUGGCUGAUGAUAAAAAGAAGCGGGUAUCCUAUUGGUACUUCGGUGGGCUGGCUAGUGCCGGAGCUGCUUGCUGUACCCAUCCGUUAGAUUUACUGAAAGUCACACUGCAAACUCAGCAGGAAGGUAAGAUAUCGCUUCUGCAACUGACCGGAAAGGUAAUUCGAACGCAAGGCGUUCUGGCUCUGUAUAAUGGCCUGUCAGCGUCGCUACUGCGCCAGCUGACCUAUUCCACUACUAGAUUUGGCAUCUAUGAAGUUGGUAAGCAGGCCAUGGGCAACGAUUCAGGGUUCCUUGGGAAGGCUGUACUGGCUGGGGCAGCUGGUGCUGCGGGUGGUUUCGUAGGAACCCCUGCGGAUAUGGUAAACGUGCGCAUGCAAAAUGAUAUUAAACUGCCAGUGGAUCAAAGGAGAAAUUACAAACAUGCCAUUGACGGUCUGUUCCGUGUCUUCCGGGAAGAAGGAUUUACGCGUUUAUUCUCCGGGGCCUCAACUGCGACAUCCCGUGCCGUAUUUAUGACUAUUGGGCAACUGUCUUUCUACGAUCUGGUUAAGGAUCUUUUACUUAACUCCGGCUACUUCGGUGACAACCUAACCACCCACUUCCUAUCGUCGCUGACAGCUGGUGCCAUUGCAACUACCAUGACGCAACCGUUAGAUGUUCUAAAGACGCGCGCUAUGAACGCCAAACCGGGCGAGUUUGCAAACGUUUGGGAGAUCGUCAAAUACACGGCUCGGCUGGGACCGCUGGGAUUCUUUAAGGGUUACGUGCCAGCUUUUGUUCGGCUGGGACCACACACUAUUCUCACAUUCGUAUUCCUUGAGCAGCUGCGCAUGAACUUGGGUUAUUUGAAGCCAGAGAAAAAGUAGUUUUAGUCACGACACUGAUUUUAUGGAGCUUGGUGGUGUAUUGUUGCGUUUUUGGUGUGGCGUGUAUUGUUUGCAGGGCAAAAUCAUGCUACGGGUCCGUGCAACGUUUCUGUGCAUUUCUGUCGUUUCUUAUCUGUCUACUAAAUGGAAUCGUAAGCCGAAGGCUAAAACUGAAAACUUAUAGAACUACUCUACAAGAGAUAUGAACGUGAAUCAACGAACCGGAACAUUCCACUGACGCUAGCCUCAUAGGUAUAAAUGUUUAAUUUUUAUCUUUUUUCUGUUUAUUGUGAAUUUCAAAGUCUAUAAUCUAUUGAAAAUACAGAAACCAAACACAUAUGAAA